Molecule: messenger RNA, 406 nt
Organism: Diorhabda carinulata
Lineage: Eukaryota; Metazoa; Arthropoda; Insecta; Coleoptera; Chrysomelidae
Product: 10 kDa heat shock protein, mitochondrial-like
Exons: 1
Coding region: 61-393 (110 amino acids)
Cellular component (GO): mitochondrial matrix
Molecular function (GO): protein-folding chaperone binding; protein folding chaperone; metal ion binding
Source: RefSeq, a predicted model, not a curated record
GUUAAAUUGUAAAAACGUCAAAACGAAUCCGUCAAACAUUUCCAAACGUUGUCGUUCGCGAUGUCCGCCGCUCCGAAAAUAGCCACCGCCGUGAAAAUCAAAAAGAUAGUACCGUUAAUGAACAGGGUACUGAUUAAAAAGGCCGAACCCGAAACUCAGACCAAAGGCGGUAUAGUCCUACCGGACAAAACGAAAGUUAAAUUACAAAGAGGCACAGUUUUGGCCGUUGGACCCGGUAAUAAAACCGAGAACGGGCAGAUAGUACCGGUUAACGUGUGUCCAGGUGACGAAGUGAUCUUGGCAGAUUACGGCGGUACCAAAAUCGAAUUGGACAAAGACGAAGUUUAUUUUUUGUACAGAGAAAAUGAAAUCCUCGCCAAAUUGAAAGAAUAAACAUUAAAAUUAC